This is a messenger RNA of Penicillium arizonense, 360 nucleotides long. RefSeq lists its product as uncharacterized. Lineage: Eukaryota; Fungi; Ascomycota; Eurotiomycetes; Eurotiales; Aspergillaceae. Bases 1 to 360 code for a protein of 119 amino acids. The transcript is spliced from 2 exons. The record is from RefSeq and is a predicted model, not a curated record.
AUGGCUUGGUUGAGAGGUCAUACGGCAAGAGAAAGAUCUCGCCUCCGCUCGUCCUGGCAGUUCCUGCACUUGCUGCCCAGACUUGAUGUCCCUGACGCAGAAGCAAUGCAGACUACCGGACUAUCCCGACAUGCGUUUUGUGUCUGGAUGCUUGUGGGGACAUACCAGUAUGAUCAUGCGUCCUUUGCCUUUUGGGAUGAGUCGCGAAUGGUCGAUUUGGGCUUUAUGUACCCUCUUUCGGGCGAAGCACUGACUCCGGCUGGAUAUCCUGAUAAUAGAGAUCUUGCUUCUCUGUGGGCCAGUAUCAUGCAAAAUGGAAAGAGUUUUACCUCAGGCUUUCCUACAAUCAGCCAAAACUAG